Messenger RNA from Gopherus flavomarginatus (Mexican gopher tortoise), 4485 nucleotides. RefSeq names its product polo like kinase 1 (gene PLK1). Gene Ontology annotation, cellular component: nucleus; centrosome; spindle pole. Gene Ontology annotation, biological process: regulation of cytokinesis; protein phosphorylation; mitotic cell cycle. Gene Ontology annotation, molecular function: ATP binding; protein serine/threonine kinase activity; protein binding. The coding region runs from base 70 to 1728 and encodes 552 amino acids. The record is from RefSeq and is a predicted model, not a curated record. The transcript has 10 exons. NCBI's taxonomy places the organism in Eukaryota, Metazoa, Chordata, Testudines, Testudinidae.
GCGGCCGGGGCCGGGGCGGCCAAGGAGAUCCCCAAGGUGCUGGUGGAUCCGCGCACCCGCCGGAGCUACAUGCGCGGCCGCUUCCUGGGCAAGGGCGGCUUCGCCAAGUGCUACGAGAUCACGGAGCUGGAGGGCCAGGCGGUGUUCGCCGGCAAGAUCGUGCCCAAGGCGCUGCUGGCCAAGCCGCACCAGAAGGAGAAGAUGUCCAUGGAGAUCUCCAUCCACCGCAGCCUGGCGCACCGCCACGUGGUCGGCUUCCAGGGCUUCUUCGAGGACAGCGACUUCGUCUUCGUGGUGCUGGAGCUCUGCCGCCGGAGGUCCCUGUUGGAGCUGCAUAAGCGGAGGAAAGCAUUGACAGAGCCCGAAGCGCGGUACUACCUGCGGCAAACAAUCCUGGGCUGCCAGUAUCUGCACGGCAACCAGGUCAUUCACAGGGACCUCAAGCUGGGCAACCUCUUCCUCAACGAUGACAUGGAGGUGAAAAUAGGUGACUUUGGCUUGGCAACCAAAGUAGAAUAUGAUGGUGAGCGUAAGAAGACCCUGUGUGGGACGCCAAACUAUAUAGCUCCUGAAGUGCUGGGCAAGAAGGGACACAGCUUUGAAGUGGACAUUUGGUCCAUUGGCUGCAUUAUGUACACUCUCCUGGUAGGGAAGCCACCCUUUGAAACCUCUUGUCUAAAAGAAACAUACAUCCGAAUUAAGAAGAACGAGUAUAACAUCCCCAAGCACAUCAACCCCGUAGCUGCUAAUCUCAUCCAGAAGAUGCUGAGAUCUGACCCUGCCACCCGCCCUACUAUUGACGAACUGUUGAAUGAUGAGUUCUUCACAUCAGGUUACAUCCCCACCCGGUUGCCCACCACCUGUCUAACCAUCCCACCUAGGUUUUCAAUUGCCCCCAGUGGAUUUGACCCAAGUGGACGGAAACCUCUUAUCGCUCUCAACAAAGGCCUGGACAGCCCUGCCUUAGAUAAAGCCCAUGAAAAGGAAGACGAAGCAGCAUUGCGGGAGCUGGGAGAGCCUGUCGACUGCCACCUAGCUGACAUGUUACAGCAGCUGAGCGUGGCCAAUGCAGCGAAACCCUCGGAGAGGGCAGUAGUGAGACAAGAGGAGGCUGAGGAUCCUGCUUGCAUACCCAUCUUCUGGGUUAGUAAAUGGGUGGACUACUCGGACAAGUAUGGAUUAGGCUACCAGCUGUGUGAUAACAGUGUUGGGGUUCUCUUCAAUGACUCCACCCGUCUCAUUAUGUACAACGAUGGGGACAGCCUACAGUACAUUGAGCAAAACAACGCCGAGUCCUACUUCACUGUGAGAUCAUACCCCUCGACGUUGACUAAGAAGAUAACACUAUUGAAAUACUUCCGGAACUACAUGAGUGAGCACCUGCUAAAGGCUGGAGCCAACAUCACGCCCCGAGAGGGGGAUGAGCUGGCACGGCUCCCCUACCUCCGCACCUGGUUCCGGACUCGCAGUGCCAUCAUUCUGCACCUGAGCAACGGCACCGUGCAGAUCAACUUCUUCCAGGACCACACUAAAAUCAUCCUGUGCCCCUUGAUGGCGGCGGUCACCUACAUCGAUGAGAAGCGGGACUUCCGCACAUACAAGCUGAGCCUGAUCGAAGAGCACGGCUGCUGCAAGGAGCUGGCCAGCCGGCUACGCUACGCCCGCACCAUGGUGGAGAAGCUGCUCAGCUCCAAGUCUGGCUCAGCCCGCAUGAAGCCCUCUGCUUAGAACCCAGCUGUAAUGGACUCAGUGUCUGUGCCAAACUGUUACAGCCUCGAACGGAGGGGCCUCUGCAAUGCCCUCCAGUCAAACUGUAACCUCCCACUAGCUGGCCACCUCUCUGCUGCCAGCUGCACUGGGGCCACAGGAGGGGCCGCUGCUGAGGAAAUGUCUUUAUGCCAUGGCCAGACUGGCCCCUCAGCACCGAUUAGAAAGUUGAUUUUAUUGAAUAUUUAGUUUUUCUAACUGUCAGAUCCCCCCAGCCCUUGUUCUACGGCCUUGACACAGCCUCCUGGAGAACAGAGCAUGGGCAGGGCAGAGUUCUGUAAGUUAUUUGUAUGUUUGUGAUGCUCUGGGGCUCCCUUCCCUCUCCUGUAGUGACUGUAAGAUAUUUAAUGUGCUCAUAUGCUGACUCUGAGCAAUCAGCCUUUUAAUAUUGAAACUAAUCUGCACCAAAUUAAACUCUUGUAUAUUACGUAACUUGAUUAAAGAUUGGUCUCUGUAGCCCCUCCCUCCCACAUCACCUGCAGUGCCCCCUCUGGAUGAAGGGCUUUGCCUGGCCCAGGGGGGAGACUCUAAGUAUGGGGUAGAAGGAAGUUUUCCCACUCUGCUGUGUUCCAUCUCUAACAUGGGAGGUAGGGAGGACUCACCAGUACGUGAUCUGUUAAUGCAGUCUGUAAAGAAUCCCCAGUUUUUCCAGGCAGCUGCUGUGUAAUUCUGUGAUGUGCUCUCCACACACUGUGGGAGCUUUCCAGCCUGCAGUGCCCAUCCAGUCUGUGCACAUACCUGCCUGCUCCAAUCAAAGCUAGUGAAGGGCCAUCUGCCUUUCUUCACCCUGUGGGGGGGACUCCCCCUGCAUGCUGCAGCAGUCCUGGGGGGGUCAAGACAAGCACCCUGCAGUGUAUGCAAGAAAGGCCAGGACUGCAGUUAGUUCUUGGACAGACAUGUAAGUGAGGUAGUUCUCGCCCUCUAGGCACUGUGGUGGCCGUUGUAUUUCUGGUGUCUGUUCCCAUAAGAACAGGAAGAGGCCCUGCCUCACCUCUUGUGGCUGUGUUGCAGGAGUAACAAAUGAUCUGUCCCCUCCUCCCACAGGGGGUUUUAGAAGGGACAGGGGCUCUCCUAGUCUUGCAUCCCCUUGGCUUUGGCCCUUGCUGUGCCUGUAGCCCAAAGCAUGGCUUCUAGGAGCUCCACUGUUCAGCUGUAGGACAAGGCCCUGGUACCUCUCAAAGAACUCACCAUCACCUGCUUGGCCUGGUGCUGGGUGCUCUGACUCAGUAACAGCUGCAGGGAGGGUUUUGAUCUUCCCCUAUUAAGGUGCAGUAUUGGGCUCUGUGGGGUGGAGGGCAGCACCUCAGCAGGGAGCCCCUCUGCCCAUUUGAAGCCAACCUGAGUAAUUCUCUCCCCUACCCCCCUUCCCUUGGGGAACUGAGUUACAGGUUUUGUCUUUUCCUUGCCUAACUCUGCUGUUCAGGGGCAAGGGGUGAGGUCUGUACCAUGCUUUAGGAUGAAGGCUCAUCCCUGAAGAAUCUGUGCAGGGCAGGACUCUCUAUGAGGUGAUCACUGCCCCUUCCUGCUGUCUCCACAGGCAAGAUUGGGGGAGUUCUGCCCUAGGGACAGGAACUGCUCUACCUCACACAUCACCUCCAAUUCCUCCAAGCUAACAGUGUAGAAAACAUGGAGCUGUCUCCCCCAGCAGAGUGAGACAGUGCUCCUCAGAGCUUGAAAUGGAUAUUAAAUAUCCCCUACAGCUGGGACUAGUUGUAACCCUGCACAGCCUGGCAUCAGUACUUCAGGGGCUGGGUGCUGCCCCUUGAAGCCCUGGGGAAGCUACAGACUGAUUUCCCUGCAUGCACAGGAAUCUUCUAUAACUGCUGAGGGCAGUGCUGGGUCAGCCAUGCACAGCCUCCACUGUAGAGGGAGCUCUGCCUGGGGAAGUGAUGCCAGCUGUUGCCCAUGGAAGCUAGCAAUGCCAGCACAAGGCCUUCAGCUUGUUAGGCAGCAUCAACCUGCAGUUCAAAAAAAAUCUCACUGCAUUCAUCACAGAGCCAGGAAAGCUAGAUUAUUAACCCACCAGUAGGAGGAAACAGCUUCCUCUGAUGUCUUUUAAAGGGCCAGUGUUCUUCUCGCCCACCCCCAAAAUCCAAUCUGCCCCGAGGGAAUCUGAGCAUGCCCUGAAAACAGGAGCAGUGCAUCUGCCUUAUCUCAGUGAGAUGGUUUAGAGGGGUGAGCAGAAGCCCCCUUCUCUACUCACACACCUGUUACCUCCAGUGCUACUGCUUCAUUAUCAUCAAAUCCUACAGCUAGUCAAAGAAUUUCCUGUCAAAACAGGUUUUGAUGGCAAAUGGAGAAUUCAGUGAAGAGAGUUGUGAGAAAUGGCUGUUUUCUCUGUCUCUUCUCUGAGAAAUCAAACUUUUCAGAUCUGAAAAAAGACAUUUCAAUUUGGAAAUGGUGCCUUUUGCCCUGUAUGGGCUGAGGUCCCUGGCCUGACUGCACCUCCCAUGCUGCACUGUCUCCCCUCUUCCAGAGCUGAGACCUUGGUGGCUCUUGGGAGAUGCAGUCCAACCAGGCAGCCUGACCUCUAAUGGUGAAUGGGAACAUGAUGCACCACAGUGACACGUCCAAGGCUGCAGCUUUUGCCCAACAUUGUUAAAUAUUCAAACUUUCUGCCCAAACCAUCACCAUUUCCAGAGCAGGACCCUCCCCCACAUUUUUGAUCAUCUGGUCAAUCACUCAAGAGGACAAUAGCUACCUGGUUUGGGCCCAGGU